Molecule: messenger RNA, 2698 nt
Organism: Tachyglossus aculeatus (Australian echidna)
Lineage: Eukaryota; Metazoa; Chordata; Mammalia; Monotremata; Tachyglossidae
Gene: BBS7
Product: Bardet-Biedl syndrome 7
Exons: 18
Coding region: 40-2127 (695 amino acids)
Biological process (GO): non-motile cilium assembly; intracellular protein localization; intracellular transport
Cellular component (GO): ciliary basal body; neuron projection; membrane
Molecular function (GO): protein binding
Source: RefSeq, a predicted model, not a curated record
CAGCUAUGUUCCUAGGUGGGCGUGACUUCUCAGAAGACCAUGAAGCUGCUCCCUGCGUCAGGACGAAGGGCAACCCAAAAGGUUGUUGUUGGAGAUCAUGAUGGAGUUCUUACAUGUUUUGGCAUCAAGAAAGGAGAUGUUUUGCCAGUGUUCAAAACUUUACCGGGGCAGAAGAUUGCAAGGUUGGAACUGGGAGGAGCUCUUAAUACACCACAGGAGAAAAUAUUUAUGGCUAUAGGAUCCGAGAUUAGAGGAUUUACGAAGAGAGGAAAGCAGUUCCUGUCAUUCGAAACUAACCUCACUGAAAGUAUCAAGGCUAUGCACAUAUCGGGUUCAGAUCUCUUCCUUUGUGCAAAUUAUAUCUAUAACCAUUACUGUGACUGCAAAGAUCAGCAUUACUACCUGUCAGGUGACAAAAUCAAUGAUGUUAUCUGUCUUCCAGUAGAAAAACUGAAUCGUAUUACACCAAUUCUGGCCUGUCAAGAUAGAGUCCUUAGAGUCUUACAGGGGUCUGAUAUACUGUUUGAAGUUGAAGUUCCUGGCCCACCUACAGUCCUAGCACUACAUAAUGGAAAUGGUGGAGACUCUGGUGAAGAAGUUGUGUUUGGAACAUCAGAUGGAAAACUUGGAGUUAUUCAAAUCACAGCCACCACUCCAGUGCACAAAUGGGAAAUACAAAAUGAGAAAAAGAGAGGAGGUAUUUUGUGUGUUGACAGCUUUGAUAUUCUUGGAGAUGGAGUUAAAGAAUUACUUGUUGGUCGAGAUGAUGGAAUGGUUGAAAUCUAUAGGUUUGAUAAUGCAAAUGAACCUAUACUGCAGUUUGAUCAGGCCUUAUCGGAAAGUGUCACAUCUAUCCAGGGUGGCUGUGUAGGGAAAGAUGGCUAUGAUGAAAUUUUGCUUUCUACAUAUUCAGGCUGGGUGACAGGCCUGACCACCGAGCCUGUUCACAAGGAAGGCGGACCUGGUGAAGAACUAAAGAUAAACCAAGAGAUGCAGAACAAGAUUUCCUCCUUAAGAGACGAGUUGGAUAAUCUGCAGUUCAAGGUACAGCAAGAACGAGAAAAAUAUCAACAGUCUGCUCAGUCCAGUACAGCAAUUUCAACAGUACCUACGUUUAGUGUGAAUGACAAAUUCACAUUAAAUAAAGAUGAUGCAAGCUACAGCCUAAUCUUGGAAGUGCAAACAGCUAUAGAUAAUGUUUUGGUGCAGAGUGAUGUUCCAAUAGACCUUCUUGAUGUGGAUAAAAAUUCUGCUGUGGUUAGUUUUAGCAGCUGUGAUUCUGAGCCAAAUGACAACUUCCUCCUUGCCACUUACCGCUGCCAGGCAAAUACAACCAGGCUAGAACUCAAGAUUCGAUCAAUUGAAGGUCAGUAUGGGAGCCUGCAAGCAUAUAUAACUCCAAGAAUUCAACCUAAAACGUGUCAAGUCCGCCAAUAUCAAAUCAAGCCACUUUCACUUCAUCAAAGAACACAUUUUAUCGACCAUGACAGACCUAUGAAUACGUUGACUCUUACGGGCCAGUUCAGCUUUGCCGAAAUUCACUCCUGGGUUGUGUUUUGUUUACCUGAAGUUCCUGAAAAAGCCCCAGCAGAAGAGUGUGUGACCUUCCACUUUCAAAACACUUUUCUGGAUACGCAGCUUGAAAGUACUUACAGAAAGGGUGAAGGAACUUUCAAAUCUGACAACAUCUCUACCAUAUCCAUUUUAAAGGAUGUGCUCUCUAAGGAAGCCACCAAACGAAAAAUUAAUCUCAACAUAUCAUAUGAGAUAAAUGAAGUAUCUAUAAGCCACACACUAAAGCUGAUCCACCCUAAGCUCGAGUACCAGCUACUUUUGGCAAAGAAAGUACAGUUAAUUGACGCUUUGAAAGAGAUGGAGGUUCAUGAAGGAAACACAAACUUUCUGAUACCAGAAUACCGCUCUAUUUUAGAAGAGGCUGACCACUUAUUGGAGGAGUACAAGAAGCAACCCGCACAUCUCGAAAGACUCUACGGCAUGAUCACAGAUCUCUUCAUAGACAAAUUUAAGUUUAAAGGCACCAAUGUAAAAACCAAAGUUCCCUUACUGCUGGAGAUUUUGGACAGUUAUGACCAAAAUUCACUGAUUGCCUUCUUUGAUGCCGCCUAAAAUGUACAGUAGGGAAAAACAACGAAACGAUACAACUUGCUAAAGAUCAAUAAAUCAUCACAAUAAUUUAGCUGUGAAAUGGUAUGAUUUUGAUGUUCUCCUGAUAAUUUUCAAGAUUAAAUUCAUGUUUGCAUAUCUUUAAUAGGUUAAAUUAUCUUUUUGAACGUCAAGCAUCAUUUUCAACAAGUGGAUACAGAGGGACUAUUUCACAUAAAAUUUGCUUUAUUUUAAAAAUGACUUUUUGGAAAAUGUAAUGGGAUUUAACACUACUUUGUAUAUAGUACUGCACAUAAACUUCUUAGAAAAUAUGAUACCCUAUUUAUUAGUUACAUUCCAUUUUAUAGCCUGAUGGGAGAAAGUAUACUUUUCUAAGGACACUUUUUUAGUUCUCUUGAUGUUGAUAUGUUUCACUUAUUUUCUGAAUAGUGCUGUUUGAAACUGUUGGCUAUGAAUCAGGAAAUCCACAAAAAUAUAAUACUAUGGAAAAAUUGGACUGUUAGUGUUCUCAAUGAUGUUUAGACUGUGAGCUCACUGUUGGGUAGGGACUGUCUCUAUAUGUUGCCAAUUUGUA